Paramecium sonneborni is the source of this 414-nucleotide messenger RNA. Lineage: Eukaryota; Ciliophora; Oligohymenophorea; Peniculida; Parameciidae. The record is from the annotation of a GenBank genome assembly.
AAUCUAAUAUGAGCUUCUAGGUACCUAAUAAAACUAUAUUUCUUAGACAACAGAUUCCAAAAAAGAAGAAUUCAGAAAAUAUUUAGAAAAAGCUGGAGUUAUUGAUUAAUUGACUAGAGUUCUAGUUGGAUUAUACGAAGAACCAGAAAAACCUAACAAUGCAAUCGAGUAUUUUAAUUAUUUAUUUUUUAAUUAUCAGCUACGUUAAAAAGUAUUUAGGAUCACCUGUUGACAUUGAUGUUGACAAACUUAAAUUAGAAUAUGAAAAACUUAAAGAUGAAAAUAUUAAAUUGAAAAGGGAAAUUGCUGAUUUGAAAAAAGAGGUAAAUAAUUAUCCCUAUUUAAGUUAUAAGCAGCCUAAUAAGAAUAGAAUUGAUAUUAAAAAUAAAUCAAUCAAUUUACAUUACUAUAUAU